This is a messenger RNA of Necator americanus (New World hookworm), 3576 nucleotides long. RefSeq lists its product as uncharacterized. NCBI's taxonomy places the organism in Eukaryota, Metazoa, Nematoda, Chromadorea, Rhabditida, Ancylostomatidae. The record is from RefSeq and is a predicted model, not a curated record. Bases 1 to 3576 code for a protein of 1191 amino acids. The transcript has 39 exons.
AUGACCACUAUAAAUUGGUGUAAAAGCAGGGAAGAGCGAGUUUGUGUUCUAAGCGGAGAAAAUAUGUACGUUACACCUGAGGAACGUUAUGUGAUGGGCCCGAAUUUAAUACCGGAAGAGCACAAAGAAGACUCAUGCAAUGAAAUCGCUUGUGCUUCGGGAGAUCUCUGCAACUUUUUGGAUGAAGAGGAUCCGUUUCGAUGUAGACUUGAAGUGAAGGAUUCUGCUGCGUUAGUGGAUUGCUCCGAGCCACCGCCUACCACAAAAGGUUUCGGACUACUUCCAUAUUUGAGAAGGAAACGGCUUCAUACGGAAUGUUACGUUCAACCUGAUGAUUUUACAGUGGAGAGCUUAUUAAGCACACCAUAUGGGCAUGGAGCUGUACCGAUUAGGCCAUUCUUGAAAACGAUAGCAUCUUCCUUAACGGAAAUUGGAAGUAAUAUUGCAGAUGGCAGUCCGCUAGAGAAUGGUAAAGAAAAGAUUGAGGGCGGCCGUGAAGUGAUUAGGGAAGAGUUCUCGGAGGAAAGCUUAGAAUCCGUUGCUAAUGAAGAUGGAUUGCAACCGAGUGGGAUGAAAUGUAGCGAUCAACCUUCCGUGUCACAAAAGAAUGAUCUCGACGGGGUUGUAUGUGAUGAAAAAUUCCGUGCUCAGAUUGCUGUUCAAUCAAAUCUUUUCCUGAUAAAAUGCAAGGAUAGGAAGUGGAGCAUUGAAAAAACAUCGAAAAUAGACGCUUUUACGGAUAUAUUGCAUGGCCGUAUGAAACGGUAUACCGAACGACUAAAUGAGAUCCAAGCGUUUUCGAUGCGAUUUCCUGGGAAUGUACAGCAGUUUCUGAGAGCAGUUUUCGAUAGACGUCCUUUCUUGGAGAUUGACAGAGGACAGCACAUUGUUGACAUGUGUCUCAAUACUUACGCUACCUAUCCUGUGAAGAAAAAAGAGACAAUCCCAAGGAAAGCAUUUGCCUCAUUUGUGGACAGCAUGCGUGAGAAACUCAAGUCGAAGCGAGAAGUCAUUCUACCUACUCCUAUACCAACUGAACCACUCAACACAAAGGAUGACAGUAUAGUGGCGGAGAAUGUCCCCCUCUCUCCUGAUCCUGUAAAGGACAGCACACCUGAAAAAAUUUUUCCAAAGGAAAUAAAAUCCUCCGUUUGUGCGAUCGAUUCUGUUGCCCGACCGAUUAUCGCACCUCCACCGUUGCCAUCAAGACGGCGGAUCCAGAAUAGGAAAGAGUUUUCCAUUCAGAAUGUUUCACGCGAUGUGUUGCUUGGAAUUAUGAAUACCAUGAACAAUUUUGAACCAUUGAGAACACCGACGGCGUUCAACCCUGAGUUCAUUGACGAAUUGGAUGACAUACCACCUUUGACUGGACCUGAUGAUGGAGAAACGUUGAGAGAUGGUCCGCCAAUCGCUAAAAGAAUGCGCCACGACGAUGAUCAGAUGACGGGUGCUGCACUAAGUGCGCCUCUCUCACCUACUCCUUCACCAAAAGUUGCCUCUCCGUUGUUCAUCAACACUAGGGAGGAUAAGGCUAAUGUCCUUGCUUCACCAUUUUCGACUCCUCAAUCGUGUAAUGAACAAAAGAAGCGUUUCGAUGAUCUCUCCAAACCUAGGAAACAAGUUUCCUUCAGGGAUAGAACAAUACUGGGUCCUCAUGUAUCACCACCAUACGGAUCUGUUCUAACCUGUUUGGAUUCCGUUCCUGCAUCGAAUUCUCUCGAUCGAGUUGAGGAUGGCAGAACUACCCCGAAUGUAGCAAAGAAAGUGAAAGUAGACUACGGAGAUGAUCCUUAUGUUUACAUGGCUGCGAAAACAGGCAGCGCGACAUCUUCAAAAGUAAACCCUCCCUCGCAAAUUAAAGUGCAGCUGUCGACUUCUGAGAGCCAACUCGAAGACCCAUACGCCGCUUUCUUUCCUGCAAAAAGAGAGAAUGAAUCAUCUGGUAAACGUGAAACCAAGAAUGUUUCCCCGUCGUCCGAUGUCUUUCGUACCACAUUCUCUUCCUUGCAUGACCGAGUCUCUUGCUGUCUUGCGACGUUUGAUAUCAAGAAGUCUCGAACUCGUGUUAAGUGGAAGUUGAUACCUUGUUCUCGCAACAGGAAAGAGACCAUCAAGUCGCUGUCCGCUGGUGCCAGCUCCCGCGAUCCCCGUUUAGCACGCCAUUUUAGCAGGGAGCAGAACAACGCAUCCGACUCCAUGGUGGAGGGAGAAAGUGAAGAAGAAGUAAUGGAAAGGACUAGAUCUGUACUUUCUAAGAGUUAUCGGAGGAACCCAACAAGGUGUAUAGUGGAUAAGUCGGUGUCGAGUAUUCGUGCGCGCAUAAGGUUCAGAACUUACUGCCGCCGCAUGUCUUAUCCGCAGACGAAUUUCAAUUUAAACGCUGAUGUGCAGUUCUUAUGGAAUAAGCAGCAGGAAAGACAACCGCAGGAGAUCGAUUUAAUGAGGUGGAAUUUGCUCCCUAAAUGGGGUUCAGCAAAUCCAAAUAGAUCAUUGUUUCCGUUUGGGAAAACGGAUGGGAUGUAUUGGCCGACUGUCCAACCUUUUGAUGCAAUCAAUCUCGCAGAUGAGCAACACGUCAUUUGUGCUGAUACAAGAAACCAGCUGGUGUGCCUGUCCGAAAUGACCUUCGCUUCAAAGCAGCUGCUGCUAUGUGGUCGCGAUGAUCGAUUUCACUACAAGAGAUACAUGCAAGCGAUUGAAGUGGAUGAAUCCAUGUGGGCACCUGGACGUUUCCGAAAUCGCAUUGGCUUUCAACGGGUAUUCUGCACGCAAACCAUCGAAGAUGCCCGUCGGAGAGAUGAGGAGAAACAAUCAGUAGAGGCGGCAUGGAUGAAGCGGCUUGUACAAACCGACGCGACCAACUUCAAUCAAGCAGAAGAUGAUGAUCGCAGCUUUCAGAAAGCUUAUGAGCCGAAUUCGGCUGUGAUGGCUGACCAUGUAGACUUCAACCUGUCGGAUGUGUACUCACGGCGGCAAGAGUUUGUUAGAAAGGAUGGUUAUGUCCUGCCGCACGUAUGCAAGGGGACUAGAGGAUGUCUCCAGGUUCCUAGAAACUGGUUUGAAGUACCUAUAUCCCAAUACAUGCCGACGUCACAGCGGAAAGAUUAUCUCGUCCAGUACACAAAUUUCCGUAAUAAACUCACUAAUGACUGCAAACCAAAUAUUAGGAGUUCGGUGUCUUAUGAUGAUCUAGUUCAAUACCAUCUAACCGCUAUCAAAGCGAUAUUUAUACAUCAGAGUGGUUUUGACCACAUUGGUGUCACUUCUCAGUUCAAUGAAGAUAUUCUACAAAAAGCGAAACGUCGAGAAGCAGAAAUUUCUGCUGAGUUAGAAUCAGACAAGAUCUCAAUCGACAAACUUGAAAAUUUAUGCGAACUACAAGAAUGGGAAGAGAGCUACUGGACUAUAAUAUGGGACAAUUUGGCCAAUAUCUACAGGGAUGCUCCACCCAUAUCUCAGCUCAAAAUGGACCAGUUUAUUAUCAGAGCAUUUGAAACAGCUGCAAAUAUUCCACAACGACGUGCCUAUUUUCACAGGUUCUGGGAUAUCGUUGAUCGAAUGGCGGUGAACUACUAA